Pongo pygmaeus (Bornean orangutan) is the source of this 13048-nucleotide messenger RNA. It is a transcript of the gene PGR, whose product is annotated as progesterone receptor. NCBI's taxonomy places the organism in Eukaryota, Metazoa, Chordata, Mammalia, Primates, Hominidae. The transcript has 8 exons. Gene Ontology annotation, cellular component: nucleus. Bases 744 to 3551 code for a protein of 935 amino acids. Gene Ontology annotation, biological process: regulation of DNA-templated transcription; steroid hormone receptor signaling pathway. The record is from RefSeq and is a predicted model, not a curated record. Gene Ontology annotation, molecular function: steroid binding; sequence-specific DNA binding; zinc ion binding.
AGUCCACAGCUGUCACUAAUCGGGGUAAGCCUUGUUGUAUUUGCGCGUGUGGGUGGCAUUCUCAAUGAGAACUAGCUUCACUUGUCAUUUGAGUGAAAUCUACAACCCGAGGCGGCUGGUGCUCCCGCACUGCUGGGAACUGAGAUCUUCGGAGAUGACUGUCGCCCGCAGCAGGGAGCCAGCGGAAGCCCGACCCUUCCUGGGAAUGGGCUGUACCAAGAGGUCUGACUAGCCCCAGGGUUUUAGUGAGAAGGGCAGUGGAACUCAGCGAGGGAUUGAGAGCUUCACAGCAUGCACGAGUUUGAUGCUAGAGAAAAAGUCGGGAGAUAAAGGAGCCGCGUGUCACUAAAUUGCCGUCGCAGCCGCAGCCACUCAAGUGCCGGACUUGUGAGUACUCUGCGUCUCCAGUCCUCGGACAGAAGUUGGAGAACUCUCCUGGAGAACUCUCCCAGUUAGGAGACGAGAUCCCUCCAAUUACUACUUUUUCUUGCGCUUCCCACUUGCCGCUCGCUGGGACAAACGACAGCCACCCUUCCCCUGACGACAGGAUGGAGGCCAAGGGCAGGAGCUGACCAGCGCCGCCCUCCCCCGCCCCCGACCCAGGAGGUGGAGAUCCCUCCGGUCCAGCCACAUUCAACACCCACUUUCUCCUCCCUCUGCCCCUAUAUUCCCGAAACCCCCUCCUCCUUCCCUUUUCCCUCCUCCCUGGAGACGGGGGAGGAGAAAAGGGGAGUCCAGUCGUCAUGACUGAGCUGAAGGCAAAGGGUCCCCAGGCUCCCCACGUGGCGGGCGGCCCACCCUCCCCCGAGGUCGGAUCCCCACUGCUGUGUCGCCCAGCCGUAGGUCCGUUCCCGGGGAGCCAGACCUCGGACACCUUGCCUGAAGUUUCGGCCAUACCUAUCUCCCUGGACGGGCUACUCUUCCCUCGGCCCUGCCAGGGACAGGACCCCUCCGACGAAAAGACGCAGGACCAGCAGUCGCUGUCGGACGUGGAGGGCGCAUAUUCCAGAGCUGAAGCUAAAAGGGGUGCUGGAGGCAGCAGUUCUAGUCCCCCAGAAAAGGACAGCGGACUGCUGGACAGUGUCUUGGACACUCUGUUGGCGCCCUCAGGUCCCGGGCAGAGCCAACCCAGCCCUCCCGCCUGCGAGGUCACCAGCUCUUGGUGCCUGUUUGGCCCCGAACUUCCCGAAGAUCCACCGGCUGCCCCCGCUACCCAGGGGGUGUUGUCCCCGCUCAUGAGCCGGUCCGGGGGCAAGGCUGGAGACAGCUCCGGGACGGCAGCUGCCCAUAAGGUGCUGCCCCGGGGCCUGUCACCAUCCCGGCAGCUGCUGCUCCCGGCCUCUGGGAGCCCUCAUUGGUCCGGGGCCCCAGUGAAGCCGUCUCCGCAGCCCGCUGCGGUGGAGGUUGAGGAGGAGGAUGGCUCCGAGUCCGAGGACUCUGCGGGUCCGCUUCUGAAGGGCAAACCUCGGGCUCUGGGUGGCGCGGCGGCUGGAGGAGGAGCCGCAGCUGUCCCGCCGGGGGUGGCCGCAGGAGGCGUCGCCCUGGUCCCCAAGGAAGAUUCCCGCUUCUCAGCGCCCAGGGUCGCCCUGGUGGAGCAGGACGCGCCGAUGGCGCCCGGGCGCUCCCCGCUGGCCACCACGGUGAUGGAUUUCAUCCACGUGCCCAUCCUGCCUCUCAAUCACGCCUUAUUGGCAGCCCGCACUCGGCAGCUGCUGGAAGACGAGAGCUACGACGGCGGGGCCGGGGCCGCCAGCGCCUUUGCCCCGCCGCGGAGUUCACCCUCUGCCUCGUCCACCCCAGUCGCUGUCGGCGACUUCCCCGACUGCGCGUACCCGCCCGACGCCGAGCCCAAGGACGACGCGUACCCUCUCUAUAGCGACUUCCAGCCGCCCGCUCUAAAGAUCAAGGAGGAGGAGGAAGGCGCGGAGGCCUCCACGCGCUCCCCGCGUUCCUACCUUGUGGCCGGUGCCAACCCCGCCGCCUUCCCGGAUUUCCCGUUGGGGCCACCGCCCCCGCUGCCGCCGCGAGCGCCCCCAACCAGAGCCGGGGAAGCGGCGGUGACGGCCGCACCCGCCAGUGCCUCAGUCUCGUCCGCGUCCUCCUCGGGGUCGACCCUGGAGUGCAUCCUGUACAAAGCGCAGGGCGCGCCGCCCCAGCAGGGCCCGUUCGCGCCGCCGCCCUGCAAGGCUCCGGGCGUGAGCGGCUGCCUGCUCCCGCGGGACGGCCUGCCCUCCACCUCCGCCUCUGCCGCCGCCGCCGCCGCCGGGGCGGCCCCCGCGCUCUACCCUGCACUCGGCCUCAACGGGCUCCCGCAGCUCGGCUACCAGGCCGCCGUGCUCAAGGAGGGCCUGCCGCAGGUCUACCCGCCCUAUCUCAACUACCUGAGGCCGGAUUCAGAAGCCAGCCAGAGCCCACAAUACAGCUUCGAGUCAUUACCUCAGAAGAUUUGUUUAAUCUGUGGGGAUGAAGCAUCAGGCUGUCAUUAUGGUGUCCUUACCUGUGGGAGCUGUAAGGUCUUCUUUAAAAGGGCAAUGGAAGGGCAGCAUAACUACUUAUGUGCUGGAAGAAAUGACUGCAUCGUUGAUAAAAUCCGCAGAAAAAACUGCCCAGCAUGUCGCCUUAGAAAGUGCUGUCAGGCUGGCAUGGUCCUUGGAGGUCGAAAAUUUAAAAAGUUCAAUAAAGUCAGAGUUGUGAGAGCACUGGAUGCUGUUGCUCUCCCACAGCCAGUGGGCAUUCCAAAUGAAAGCCAAGCCCUAAGCCAGAGAUUCACUUUUUCACCAGGUCAAGACAUACAGUUGAUUCCACCACUGAUCAACCUGUUAAUGAGCAUUGAACCAGAUGUGAUCUAUGCAGGACAUGACAACACAAAACCUGACACCUCCAGUUCUUUGCUGACAAGUCUUAAUCAACUAGGCGAGAGGCAACUUCUUUCAGUAGUCAAGUGGUCUAAAUCAUUGCCAGGUUUUCGAAACUUACAUAUUGAUGACCAGAUAACUCUCAUUCAGUAUUCUUGGAUGAGCUUAAUGGUGUUUGGUCUAGGAUGGAGAUCCUACAAACACGUCAGUGGGCAGAUGCUGUAUUUUGCACCUGAUCUAAUACUAAAUGAACAGCGGAUGAAAGAAUCAUCAUUCUAUUCAUUAUGCCUUACCAUGUGGCAGAUCCCACAGGAGUUUGUCAAGCUUCAAGUUAGCCAAGAAGAGUUCCUCUGUAUGAAAGUAUUGUUACUUCUUAAUACAAUUCCUUUGGAAGGGCUACGAAGUCAAACCCAGUUUGAGGAGAUGAGGUCAAGCUACAUUAGAGAGCUCAUCAAGGCAAUUGGUUUGAGGCAAAAAGGAGUUGUGUCGAGCUCACAGCGUUUCUAUCAACUUACGAAACUUCUUGAUAACUUGCAUGAUCUUGUCAAACAACUUCAUCUGUACUGCUUGAAUACAUUUAUCCAGUCCCGGGCACUGAGUGUUGAAUUUCCAGAAAUGAUGUCUGAAGUUAUUGCUGCACAAUUACCCAAGAUAUUGGCAGGGAUGGUGAAACCCCUUCUCUUUCAUAAAAAGUGAAUGUCAUCUUUUUCUUUUAAAUAAUUAAAUUUUGUGGUAUGUCUUUUUGUUUUGGUCAGGAUUAUGAGGUCUUGAGUUUUUAUAAUGUUCUUCUGAAAGCCUUACAUUUAUAACAUAUCAUAGUGUGUAAGUUUAAGAGAAGAAUUGUGAGGUUCUAAUUAUUUUUCUUUAUAAAGUAUAAUUAGAAUGUUUAACUGUUUUGUGUACCCAUAUUUUCUUGAAGAAUUUACAAGAUUGAAAAAGUACUAAAAUUGUUAAAGUAAACUAUAUCUUAUCCAUAUUAUUUCAUACCAUGUAGGUGAGGAUUUUUAACUUUUGCAUCUAACAAAUCGUCGACUUAAGAGAAAAAAUCUUACAUGUAAUAACACAAAGCUAUUAUAUGUUAUUUUUAGGUAACUCCCUUUGUCUCAAUUAUAUUUCCAAAAAUGAACCUUUAAAAUGGUAUGCAAAAUUUUGUCUAUAUAUAUUUGUGUGAGGAGGAAAUUCAUAACUUUCCUCAGAUUUUCAAAAGUAUUUUUGAUGCAAAAAAUGUAGAAAAUUUAAAACCACUAAAAUAGAUUGAUGUUCUUCAAACUAGGCAAAACAACUCAUAUGUUAAGACCAUUUUCCAGAUUGGAAACACAAAUCUCUUAGGAAGUUAAUAAGUAGAUUUGUAUCAUUAUGCAAAUAGUAUUGUGGGUUUUGUAGGUUUUUAAAAUAACCUUUUUUGGGGAGAGAAUUGUCCUCUAAUGAGGUAUUGCGAGUGGACAUAAGAAAUCAGAAGAUUAUGGCCUAACUGUACUCCUUACCACCUGUGGCAUGUUGAAAGUUAGUCACUCUUACUGAUUCUCAAUUCUCUCACCUUUGAAAGUAGUAAAAUAUCUUUCCUGCCAAUUGCUCCUUUGGGUCAGAGCUUAUUAACAUCUUUUCAAAUCAAAGGAAAGAAGAAAGGGAGAGGAGGAGGAGGGAGAUAUCAAUUCACAUACCUUUCUCCUCUUUAUCCUCCACUAUCAUGAAUUCAUCUUAUGUUUCAGCCAUGCAGAUCUUUUUACCAUGAAAUUUCUUCCAGAAUUUUCCACCUUUGACGCAAAUUCCAUGCAUGUUUCAACCUUCGAGACUCAGCCUAAUGUCAUUUCUGUAAAAUGUUCCCUGAGUCUUCCAAGCAGUAAUUUGCCUUCUCCUAGAGUUUUCCUGCCAUUUUGUGCACAUUUGAGUUACAGUAGCAUGUUAUUUUACAAUUGUGACUCUCCUAGGAGUCUGGGAGCCAUAUAAAGUGGACAAUAGUGUUUGUUGACUGAGAGUUGAAUGACAUUUUCUCUCUGUCUUGGUAUUACUGUAGAUUUCGAUCAUUCUUUGGUUACAUUUUUGCAUAUUUCUGUACCCAUGACUUUAUCACUUUCUUCUCCCAUGCUUUAUCUCCAUCAAUUUUCUUCAUCACUGUUAAAUUUUCCACCUUUGCUUCCUACUUUGUGAGAUCUCUCCCUUUACUGACUAUAACAUAGAAGAAUAGAAGUGUAUUUUAUCUGUCUUAAGGACAAUACUUUAGAUUCCUUGUUCUAAGUUUUUAAACUGAAUGAAUGGAAUAUUAUUUCUCUCACUAAGCAAAAUUCCACAAAACAAUUAUUUCUUAUGUUUAUGUAGCCUUAAAUUGUUUUGUACUGUAAACCUCAGCAUAAAAACUUUCUUCAUUUCUAAUUUAAUUCAACAAAUAUUGAUUGAAUACCUGGUAUUAGCACAAGAAAAAUGUGCUAAUAAGCCUUAUGAGAAUUUGGAGCUGAAGAAAGACUAUAUAACUCAGGAAAGUUACAGUCCGGUAGUAGGUAUAAAUUACAGUGCCUGAUAAAUAGGCAUUUUAAUAUUUGUACACUCAACAUAUACUAGAUAGGUGCAAAACAUUUACAUAUAAUUUUACUGAUACCCGUGCAGCACAAAGGUACUAACAUUAAAGUAAAUAUUAAAUAACACCUUUAUGUGUCAGUAAUUCAUUUGCAUUAAAUCUUAUUGAAAAGGCUUUCAAUAUACUUUCCCCACAAAUGUCAUCCCAAGAAAAAAGUAUUUUUAACAUCUCCCAAAUAUAAUAGUUACAGGAAAUCUACCUCUGUGAGAGUGACACCUCUCAGAAUGAACUGUGUGACAUAAGAAAAUGAAUGUAGGUCUAUCCAAAAAAAAACCCCAAGAAACAAAAACAAUAUUAUUAGCCCUUUAUGCUUAAGUGAUGGACUCAGGGAACAGUUGAUGUUGUGAUCAUUUUAUUAUCUGAUUCUUGUUACUUUGAAUUAAACCAAUAUUUUGAUGAUAUAAAUCAUUUCCACCAGCAUAGAUUUAAUUACCAUAUUAACUUUAAAAUUUUCUAAUUUCACUCAACUAUGAGGAAAUAGAGUGUGGUGGCCACAGGUUUGGCUUUUGUUAAAAUGUUUGAUAUCUUCGAUGUUGAUCUCUGUCUGCAAUGUAGAUGUCUAAACACUAGGAUUUAAUAUUUAAGGCUAAGCUUAAAAAAUUAAACACCUUUUUAAAAAGAAUAUGGCUUCACCAAAUGGAAAAUACCUAAUUUCUAAAUCUUUUUCUCUACAAAGUCCUAUCUACUAAUGUCUCCAUUACUGUUUAGUCAUCAUAACCAUUAUCUUCAUUUUACACGUCGUGUUCUUUCUGGUAGCUCUAAAAUGACACUAAAUCAUAAGAAGACAGGUUACAUAUCAGGAAAUACUUGAAAGUUACUGAAAUAGAUUCUUGAGUUAAUGAAAAUAUUUUCCGUAAAAAGGUUUGAAAAGCCAUUUGAGUCUAAAGCAUUAUACCUCCAUUAUCAGUAGUUAUGUGACAAUUGUGUGUGUGUUUAAUGUUUAAAGAUGUGGCACUUUUUAAUAAGGCAAUGCUAUGCUAUUUUUUCACAUUUAACAUUAAGAUAAUUUAUUGCUAUACAGAUGAUAUGGAAAUAUGAUGAACAAUAUGUUUUUUUGCCAAAACUAUGCCUUGUAAGUAGCCAUGGCAUGUCAACCUUAAAUUAUCCACAGAUAGUCAUGUGUUUGAUGAUGGGCACUGUGGAGAUAGCUGACAUAGGACUGUGCCCCCCCUUCUCUGCCACUUACUAGCUGGAUGAGAUUAAGCAAGUCAUUUAACCGCUCUGAUUAAACUUGCCUUUCCCAAGUGCUUUGUAAUGAAUAGAAAUGGAAACCAAAAAAAACAUAUACAGGCCUUCAGAAAUAGUAAUUGCUACUAUUUUGUUUUCAUUAAGCCAUAGUUCUGGCUAUAAUUUUAUCAAACUCACCAGCUAUAUUCUACAGUGAAAGCAGGAUUCUAGAAAGUCUCAUUGUUUUAUUUAUGUCACCAUGUGCUAUGAUAUAUUUGAUUGAAUUCAUUUGAAAUUAGGGCUGGAAGUAUUCAAGUAAUUUCUUCUGCUGAAAAAAUACAGUGUUUUGAGUUUAGGGCCUGUUUUAUCAAAGUUCUAAAGAGCCUAUCACUCUUUCAUUGUAGACAUUUUAAAAUAAUGACACUGACUUUAACAUUUUUAAGUGUCUUUUUAGAACAGAGAGCCUGACUAGAACACAGCCCCUCCAAAAACCCAUGCUCAAAUUAUUUUUACUAUGGCAGCAAUUCCACAAAAGGGAACAAUGGGUUUAGAAAUUACAAUGAAGUCAUCAACCCAAAAAACAACAUUCCUACCCCUAAGAAGGUUAUGAUACAAAAUGCCCACAAGAAAUCUAUGUCUGCUUUAAUCUGUCUUUUAUUCCUUUGGUAGGAUGGCUAUUACAUUUUUAGUUUUUGCUGUGAAUACCUGAGCAGUUUCUCUCAUCUGUACUUAUCCUUCACACAUCAGAAGUCAGGAUAGAAUAUGAAUCAUUUUAAAUAUUUUUACAACUCCAGAGCCGUGUGCAUAAGCACUCAAAACUUGCCAAAACAUAUAUUUUUUUCAAAUUUAAAGAUACUCUAUUUUUAUAUUCAAUAACUCAACAACUGUGGUCCCCACUGAUAAAGUGAAGUGGAUAAGAAGACAAGUAAUGGCAUAAGUUUGUUUUUCCCAAAGUAUGCCUGUUCAAUAGCCAUCGGAUGUGGGAAAUUUCUACAUCUCUUAAAAUUUUACAGGAAAUACAUAGCCAGAUAGUCUAGCAAAAGUUCACCAAGUCCUAAAUUGCUUAUCCUUACUACACUAAGUCAUGAAAUGAUUUUAAUGAAAAGAACAUCACCUAGGUUUUGUGGUUUCUUUUUUUCUUAUUCAUGGCUGAGUGAAAAGAACAAUCUCUGUUUCUCCCUAGCAUCUGCAGACUAUUUAAUGUACCAUUAUUCCACACUCUAUGGUCCUUAUUAAAUCCAAAAUUGAACAAAAAGCAGUAAAACAACUGACUACUCACCCACAUUAUAAAAUAUAAUCCAAGCCAGAUUAGUCAACAUCCAUAAGAUGAAUCCAAGCUGAACUGGGCCUAGAUUAUUGAGUUCAGGUUGGAUCACAUCCCUAUUUAUUAAUAAACUCAGGAAAGAAGGCCUUGCAGACCAUCAGUUAGCUGGAGCUAAUAGAACCUACACUUCUAAAGUUAGGCCUAGAAUCAAUGUGGCCUUAUGAAAAGAAGCAGGAAAGAAGAGUUUUCUUCAAUAAUUUGUACACCCUGUCACUGGAGAAAAUUUAAGAAUUUGGGGGUGUUGGUAGUAGGUUAAACACAGCAGCUGUUCAUGGCUGAAAUGAUUUAAUACAUACCUUCUCUGAAUAUCCUAUAACCAAAGCAAAGGAAAACACCGAGGGGUUUGUUCUCCUCCUUGGAGUUGACCUCAUUCCAAGGCAGAGCUCAGGUCACAGGCACAGGGGAUGCGCCCAAGCUUGUCCGCAGCCUUAUGCAGCUGUGGAGUCUGGAAGACUGUUGCAGGACUGCUGGCCUAGUCCCAGAAUGUCAGCCUCAUUUUCGAUUUACUGGCUCUUGUUGCUGUAUGUCAUGCUGACCUUAUUGUUAAACACAGGUUUGUUUGCUUUUUUUCCACUCAUGGAGACAUGGGAGAGGCAUUAUUUUUAAGCUGGUUGAAAGCUUUAACCGAUAAAGCAUUUUUAGCGAAAUGUGAAUCAGGCAGCUAAGAAAGCAUACUCUGUCCAUUACUUUAAAGAAAAUGUACAGAUUAUUAACUCUGCAUUGUGGCAUUAGUGUCCUGGUCAAUAUUUGGAUAGGUAUGAAUAAAAUAUUUAAAUGGUAUUGUAAAUAGUUUUCAGGACAUAUGCUAUAGCUUAUUUUUAUUAUCUUUUGAAAUUGCUCUUAAUACAUCAAAUACUGAUGUAUUCAAUUUAUCAGAUAUAAAUUAUUCUAAAUGAAGCCCAGUUAAAUGUUUUUGUCUUGUCAGUUAUAUGUUGUUUCUGAUCUCUUUGUCUAUGAUGUUUACUAAUCUGAGUUUUUACUGUUAUGAAUUAUUUUAGACAGCAGUGGUUUUAAGCUUUUUGCCACUAAAAAUACCUUUUAUUUUCUCCUCCCCCAGAAAAGUCUAUACCUUGAAGUAUCUAUCCACCAAACUGUACUUCUAUUAAGAAAUAUUUUGUUUUCUUAAUGUUUUGUUAUUCAAAGACAUAUCAAUGAAAGCUGCUGAGCAGCAUGAAUAACAAUUGUAUCCACACAGAUUUGAUAUAUUUUGUGCAGCCUUAACUUGAUAGUAUAAAAUGUCAUUGCUUUUUAAAUAAUAGCUAGUCAAUGGACUUCUAUCACAGCUUUCCUAAACUAGGUUAAGAUCCAGAGCUUUGGAGUCAUCAUAUAUUACAUACAAUUAAGUUAUCUUUUUCUAAGGGCUUUAAAAUUCAUGAGAAUAACCAAAAAAAGUAUGUGGAGAGUUAAUACAAACAUACCAAAUUCCUGUUAAAACAGAGAUGUGGCUCUGCUUGUUCUCCAUAAGGUAGAAAUACUUUCCAGAAUUUGCCUAGACUAGUAAGCCCUGAAUUUGCUAUGAUUAGGGAUAGGAAGAGAUUUUCACAUGGCAGACUUUAGAAUUCCUCACUUUAGCCAGUAAAGUAUCUCCUUUUGAUCUUAGUAUUCUGUGUAUUUUAACUUCUCUGAGUUGUGCAUGUUUAUAAGAAAAAUCAGCACAAAGGGUUUAAGUUAAAGCCUUUUUACUGAAAUUUGAAAGAAACAGAAUAUCAAAGUUCUUUAUAUUUUGAGAGGAUUAAAUAUGAUUUACAAAAGUUACAUGGAGGGCUCCCUAAAACAUUAAAUUAAUUAUUUUUUGUUGAAAAGUCUUACUUUAGGCAUCAUUUUAUUCCUCAGCAACUAGCUGUGAAGGCUUUACUGUGUUGUAUGCCAGUCACUCUGCCAGAUUGUGGAGAUAACCAGUGUUCCCAUCUCCUCCGAGCUUAGAGUUGGAUGGGGAAUAAAGACAGGUAAACAGAUAGUUACAAUAUUGUACUGUGAAUGCUUAUGCUGGAGGAAGUACAGGGAACUAUUGGAGCACCUAAGAGGAGCACCUACCUUGAAUUUAGGGGUUAGCAGAGGCAUCCUGAAAAAAGUCAAGGCUAAGCCACAAUCUACAAGCAGUUUAGGAAUUAGCAGAACGCGCAGGGUGAGGAGAUGCCAAAGGCAAGAAGAGAAGAGUAUUCCAAACAGGAGGGAUCCCAAAGAGAGAAGAGUAUCACAAACAACAUUUUCACAAACAUGAUGGGGAGAGAGAAUGUGGGGUGGGGAUGGAUGAUGAGACUGAAGAAGAAAGCCAGGUCUAGAUAAUCAGUGGCCUUGUACACCAUGUUAAAGAGUGUAGACUUGAUUCUGUUGUAAACAGGAAAGCAGCACAAUUCAUAUGAAUAUUUUAGAAGACUCCCACUGGAAUAUGGAGAAUAAAGUUGGAGAUGACUAAUCCUGGAAGCAGGGAGAACAUUUUUGAGGAAGUUGCACUAUUUUGGUGAAAAUGAUGGUCAUAAACAUGAAGAGUUGUAGGUGAUCAUGACCUCCUCUCUAAUUUUCCCGAAGGGUUUUGAAAGAUAUAACAUAGGAACAUUGACAGGACUGAUGAAAGCAGAUGAAAUACACCAUAUAAAUUGUCAAACACAAGGCCAGAUGUCUAAUCAUUUUGCUUAUGUGUUGAAAUUACAAAUUUUUCAUCAAGCAAGAAACCAAAAAUUACAAAACUUAGUUUUCCCAAGUCCCAGAAUUCUAUCUAUCCAAACAAUCUGUACCACUCCACCUAUAUCCCUACCUUUGCAUGUCUGUCCAACCUCAAAGUCCAGGCCUAUACACACGGGUAAGACUAGAGCAGCUCAAGGUUCAGAAAAUGAGAAAGAGGAACUGAGUUGUGCUGAACCCACACAAAAUAAACACAUUCUUUGUAUAGAUUCUUGGAACCUCAAGAGGAGAGGAAUUCACCUAACUCAUAGGUAUUUGAUGGUAUGAAUCCAUGGCUGGGCUCAGCUUUUAAAAAGCCUUAUCUGGGAUUCCUUCUAUGGAACAAAGUUCCAUCAAAGCCCAUUUAAAAGCCUACAUUAAAAACAAAAUUCUUGCUGCAUUGUAUACAAAUAAUGAUGUUAUGAUCAAAUAAUCAGAUGCCAUUAUCAAGUGGAAUUACAAAAUGGUAUACCCACUCCAAAAAAAAAAAGCUACAUUCUCAGUAGAACGUUGUGACUUCAUGAGCCCUCCACAGCCUUGGAGCUGAGGAGGGAGCACUGGUGAGCAGUAGGUUGAAGAGAAAACUUGGCGCUUAAUAAUUUAUCCAUGUUUUUUCAUCUAAAAGAGCCUUGGUUUUGGAUUACCUUAUUCAAUUUCCAUCAAGGGCUGGUUUUCCUUUUCAGUUCCACUAACCAGACAGCAGCUGGGAAGGAAGAAGGUUUCUAUGUGUACAUAGUAGCUGUGGGAAGAAGGUUUCUUUCUCCAGGUCCUCACUGGCCAUACACCAGUCCCUUGUUAGUUAUGCCUGGUCAUAGACCCCGUUGCCGUCGUCUCAUAUUUAAGUCUUUGGCUUGUGAAUUUAUCUAUUCUUUCAGCUUUAGCACUGCAGAGUGCUGGGACUUUGCUAACUUCCAUUUCUUGCUGGCUUAGCACAUUCCUCAUUCCUCUUAGGCCCAGCUGUUUUCUCAUCUGGCCCUGCUGUGGAGUCACCUUGCCCUUCAGGAGAGCCAUGGCUUACCACUGCCUGCUAAGCCUCCACUCAGCUGCCACCACACUAAAUCCAAGCUUCUCUAAGAUGUCGCAGACUUUACGGGCAAGCAUGAAAGGCUUGAUUUUCCUGGACUUCCCUUUACUUGUCUGAAUCUCACCUCCUUCAAGUUUCAGUCUCAGAAUGUAGGCAUUUGUCCUCUUUGUCCUACUUCUUCCUUCUUCUGAAUCAUGAAAGCCUCUCACUUCCUCUUGCUGUGUGCUGGAGGCUUCUGUCAGGUCUUAGAAUGAGUUCUCAUCUAGUCCUAGUAGCUUUUGAUGCUUAAGUCCACCUUCUAAGGAUACCUUUGAGAUUUAGACCAUGUUUUUCGCUUGAGAAAGCCCUAAUCUCCAGACUUGCCUUUCUGUGGAUUUCAAAGACCAAUUGAGGAAGUCAAAAGCUGAAGGUUGACUUUCUUUGAACAUUUCCGCUAUAACAAUUCCAAUUCUCCUCAGAGCAAUAUGCCUGCCUCCAACUGACCAGGAGAAAGGUCCAGUGCCAAAGAGAAAAACACACAGAUUAAUUAUUUCAGUAAGCAUAUACUUUCAAAGUGCUUUGGGUAUUCAUAUGAGGUUUUCUGUCAAGAGGGUGAGACUCUUCAUCCAUCCAUGUGUGCCUGACAGUUCUCCUGGCACUGGCUGGUAACAGAUGCAAAACUGUAAAAAUUAGGUGAUCAUGGAUUUUAACGAUAUCAUCACAUACUUAUUUUCUAUGUAAUGUUUUAAAUUUCCCCUAACAUACUUUGACUGUUUUGCACAUGGUAGAUAUUCACAUUUUUUUCUGUUGAAGUUGAUGAAAUCUUCAAAAUUAUCUACCCCGUUGCUUGUUAGUAAAACUAGUGUUAAUACUUGGCAAGAGAUGCGGGGAAUCUUUCUCACGACUCACGCCCUAUUUAGUUAUUAAUGCUACUACCCUAUUUUGAGUAAGUAGUAGGUCACUAAGUACAUUGUCCAGAGUUAUACUUUUAAAGAUAUUUAGCCCCAUAUACUUCUUGAGUCUAAAGUCAUACACUUUGCUCCUCAUUUCUGAGUGGGAAAGACAUUUGAGAGUAUGUUGACAAUUGAUCUGAAGGUUUUUGCUGAGAAGGUGAAACUGUCCUUUCAUCUGUGUAUGCCUGGGGCUGGGUCCCUGGCAGUGAUGGGGUGACAAUGCAAAGCUGUAAAAACUAGGUGCUAGUGGGCACCUAAUAUCAUCAUCAUAUACUUAUUUUCAAGCUAAUAUGCAAAAUCCCAUCUCUGUUUUUAAACUAAGUGUAGAUUUCAGAGAAAAUAUUUUGUGGUUCACAUAAGAAAACAGUCUACUCAGCUUGACAAUUGUUUUAUGUUAAAUUGGCUGGUGGUUUGAAAUGAAUCAUCUUCACAUAAUGUUUUCUUUAAAAAUAUUGUGAAUUUAACUCUAAUUCUUGUUAUUCUGUGUGAUAAUAAAGAAUAAACUAAUUUCUA